Molecule: messenger RNA, 2284 nt
Organism: Lonchura striata (white-rumped munia)
Lineage: Eukaryota; Metazoa; Chordata; Aves; Passeriformes; Estrildidae
Source: RefSeq, a predicted model, not a curated record
CCCAAAUUCCUCCAUUAUUUUCCCAAAUUUCUCCAUUAUUUUCCCAAAUUCUGCUGUUUUCCCUGCCAGAUUCCCAUUUUUCCUCCUCUUUGGGAGGAAAUCUUUGGGAUUUCCCUCUCCACUGAUUUCCCUCAACCUCCCGGAAUUAAAACUCGGUUUCAACGCCCAAAACCCAACGGAAUUCCCAAAUUCUUCACCUUUUUUCCCUCCUUUUCCCUGCCAGAUUCCCAUUUUCCUCCUCAUCUUUGGGAUUUCCCUCAACCUCCCGGAAUUAAAACUCGGUUUCUACACCCAAAACCCAACGGAACCUCCCAAAUUUCUCACAUUUUUCCCACUUUUCCCUGCCAGAUUCCCGUUUUUCCCGACGAUGGCAAGGCUCCUGCUGCCUCUGCUCCUGUUCCUGCCCUCGGCCGCCUCGCCGGCGCCGCCGUGCCCCCGGCGCUGCUCGUGCCAGAACCUCUCGCCGUCCUUCACCAUCCUGUGCACCAAGACCGGGCUGCUCUUCGUGCCGCCCGGCAUCGACCGGCGCACGGCCGAGCUGCGCCUCAUGGACAACUUCAUCACGGUCCUGCGCAGGCGCGACUUCGCCAACAUGACCCAACUCAUCCACUUGACGCUGUCGCGCAACACCAUCAGCCAGAUCAUGCCUUACGCCUUCGCCGACCUCAAGGGCCUCCACGCGCUCCACCUGGACAGCAACCGCCUGACGUCCAUCCACGAGGAGCACUUCAAGGGGUUGGUCAACCUGCGCCACUUGAUCCUCAGCAACAACCAGCUGAGCUUCAUCUCGCCCAGGUCCUUGGACGAUUUCUUGGAGACCAUCGAGGAUUUGGAUUUGUCCUACAAUAAUCUGGUGGACGUCCCUUGGGCCACGGUGGCCAAGCUGUCCAACGUCAACACGGUGAGCUUGGAUCACAACCUCAUCGAGUUCGUGCCCGAGGGGAUUUUCUCCAACCUCCACAAGCUGGCCAGGUUGGACAUGACCUCCAACAAGCUGAAGAAGAUCCCGCCGGACCCGCUCUUCUCCCGCGUGCCGGUUUACGCCAAAUCCAAAGGCUCUCCGCUGACCUCCUUGGUGCUGAGCUUCGGCGGCAACCCGCUGCACUGCAACUGCGAGCUGGUGUGGCUGCGGCGCCUGACGCGCGAGGACGACCUGGAGACGUGCGCCUCGCCGCCCGAGCUGAUGGGCAAAUACUUCUGGAGCAUCCGCGAGGAGGAGUUCGUCUGCGAGCCGCCCAUGAUCACCCACCGCACGCCCGCGCUGGCCGCCGCCGUCGGCCGCGGCGCCUCCCUCAAGUGCAAAGCCGUGGGCGACCCCGAGCCCUACGUGCGCUGGAUCGCGCCCGACGGCAAGCUGGUGGCCAACACCUCCAGGACGGUCUCCUACGAGAACGGCACUCUGGAUAUUCUGGAGGCGGCGCCGGGCGACCAAGGAACCUUCACCUGCAUCGCCUCCAACGCCGCCGGCGAGUCGACGGCGCCCGUGGAGCUCCGCGUGGUGCCGGACGGCAACGGCACCGAGUGCGAGGAGGAGGAGGAGGACGGGGCGAGGAGGAAGGCGGCGGCGACGGCGCGGCCGGAGCCGUCCGAUAUCCUGGUUUCGGCCAAGUCCGGCUUCUCCAACGACUCCGAGGCGCAGCGCGGGGACGCCGGGGGGGUGGUGGUGGCCGAGGUGACGGCGACGUCGGCGCUGGUGCGGUGGCCGCCGCAGGACGAGCUGGAAGGGUUGAGGAUGUACCAGAUCCAGUACAACAGCUCCGGAGACGAGAUCCUGGUUUACCGGAUGAUCCCGGCGCCCAGCGCGUCCUUCUCGCUGUCGGACCUGGCGCCGGGCCGCGCCUACGAGCUGUGCGUGCUGGCCGUGUUCCGCGACGCGCGCAGCGCGCUGCCGGCCUCGCGCCCGCUGGGCUGCCGCCGCUUCCGCACGCGGCCGCCGGCGCGGCCGUGCCGCUCGGCGCCGCCGCGCGUGCCGGGCGCCACCGUCAUCAUCGGCCUGGGCGGCGUCAUCGCCGCCUCCGUGCUCGCCUUCAUCGUGGUGCUGCUGCUGCGGCACAAGGCGCGCGCCGCGCCGCCCAAGGGCGCCCGCCACGUCUGCUCGCAGACCAACGGCGCCGCGCUCCGACGGUCCGCGUCCAAGGCUGAGGCCACGGAGAGGACGGAGGCGACGGGAUGGGCUGGGGAGGGAGCUGAGGUGGGGUCCUGAUGGGGAUGGGGAUCAUGGAGAGCCUGGAGAGCCUGGAGAUCAUGGAGAGCCUGGAGAUCCUGGAGAUCAUGGAGAGCCUGG